Molecule: messenger RNA, 1885 nt
Organism: Nothobranchius furzeri (turquoise killifish)
Lineage: Eukaryota; Metazoa; Chordata; Actinopteri; Cyprinodontiformes; Nothobranchiidae
Product: odorant receptor 131-2
Biological process (GO): G protein-coupled receptor signaling pathway; detection of chemical stimulus involved in sensory perception of smell
Cellular component (GO): membrane
Molecular function (GO): G protein-coupled receptor activity; olfactory receptor activity; odorant binding
Source: RefSeq, a predicted model, not a curated record
AGAUUUCAUCACCUCCAUGAAUUCUUCAUUUUAUAACCACAGUGUUUCCAGCAGUCUGCUUUAUCGAGGCACCACGAGCACAAUUGUAACUGUGAUUGUUGUUGCUCUUGGCAUCAUCAUCAACUACAUCAAUGGCACACUGGUUCACACAUUCAGAAAACACCAGAUAUUCUACAUGAAUCCUCGUUACAUCCUGUACAUCCAUCUGGUGCUGAAUGAUACGAUAUAUCUUUUUACAUCAGUUAGCAUGUUUGUCUUUAGCUACACUUUGUACAAUAUGAGUGUUUCCCUCUGUUGUCUUUUUAUUGUUGUUGCUUUGUUUACCUCACACAACACUCCAUUAAACUUAGCUUUAAUGGCUGUGGAGUGCUACAUUGCUGUAUGCUUUCCUCUCCGAUAUGCUGAAUUCUGCACCAAUAAACGAAUAUAUAUUGUGAUUGGUUGUGUUUGGGUUUUUAGCUCACUGUCAUUUAUGACGGACAUGUUUUUUUAUUUGGCAAAGGAUCCAUUCUGGCUGUUUAAUUCAAUACCAAUAUGUAACAAGGAUAAACUGUUCAGUCACCCAGUCAGUGUACAAAAAGAAGAGAUAAUUUAUUUAUUGUAUUUAACAAUAGUCUGGUUCACUCUGAUCUUUACUUACUUGAAGAUCUACUUUGCAGCUCAAGCAGCUAAUUCAGCUAAUUCAGAACAGAAGGCCAGAAAUACAAUCCUGCUUCACGGUUUUCAGCUUCUGUUGAGCAUGCUAACGUAUGUGGAUCCUAUGAUUAAAAAACACUUUGUCAAUGUUCCUCAAUAUUUUAUAGAAUUACAAUGUUUCUGGUUCAUCUUUGUCCAUAUUCUUCCCAGGGUUGUCAGUCCCAUUGUGUACGGGUUACGAGACAGGACGUUUAGGCAGUGUUUGAAAAACUAUCUGUUCUGUAACAUCAGAGCAAGCAAUAAACUGUAUCACAGAAGGAAACCCCAGCUAGUGCUCUAAUGAUCCUCUCUACUGUUGCUACAUGUUUGCUUAGUAUGGGGAUUGCUGUAAAGUCAGUGACACACGUCAGUGACCCAACACAUUCAGCUGGGUUUCCUUCCAUUGGAAACGUAACUAAAAAUUUAAGUGAAUUUAACUCAAUGCACUGAUAAAAAGGUUCAAUUGGAAUGUUUGCUGUGUAAAGUGCCUUGAGAUGACUUGUUGUGAUUUGGUGUUAUAUAAAUAAACUGAAUUGAAUUGAAUAUCAACCAAAUCUGUCAUUUUUGCAUUAUUUUUCUAAUGCUGUGUACAUACUGUUGAGCAUCCACAGUGAUAAAUUUGAAAGAAAAAAGCAGAUGUUGACAUGUGACAUUUCUGACACUGCGAUACACUAAUUGUCAGCUAUCAUGCUUGUUUCUUAAACUCUGGUGAAUAAGAAGGUAAUCAUGCCUAUUUAAAGCAGGUUUAAGGUGAAGAUUUAUCAUAAGUUAUAAAGAGGAGUGGGCUUUAUAUUUAAAAUAUAGUGACCUGUCUGGAACAUCAGCAUUUGUUCUCUGGAAGGCAGGGAAAGCAACUAGGAACACAGUUUCAUUUAGUGAUUAAUCACUCCUCCUUCAUCACCAGUUAGAUUAAGGUGUUAAAAAUACAAACGCAAAGAAAGACUAGACUAGGAAUGCAGCAUAUGACUCCAAAAGAAUAAACAUACACUGAUAAAUAGUAAAUGGCCUUUGUUUAUAUAAAGUCUUCUAUGGUUCUAAACCCCCCAAGGCACUUUACAACUAACCAGUCAUUCACAUAUGCACAUUCACACACAGGCAAUGACAUCCUACAACAUAUAUGUCAGACACAAGGCCACAUCUGGCCCGUGGAGCAUUUUUAUGUGGCCCGCGAGAUAAAUAUAAAAUUGAUUAAAACUGACCUGCUUGCCGA